AUGAAAGUCUCGAUAGUUCAAUUAUACGUGACCUUCGUUUCAUUGUUUGGCCUUGUGAUGGCUGCACUUACUAAUGAAGAAAUGACGAAAUAUGUUAAAUCCCAAGGAAAUAAGGUUGUUAGUCUUAAUGAUGAAAAUUAUGAGCAUAUAUUAAACGGAGAGAGAGAUUAUCAUUUGAUUGUGAUGUUGUCGUCACAAUCACCAAAAAUUAAUUGUGUUUUAUGUAAUGAAUUCAAACCAGACUUUGAGACCAUUGGAAAUUCGUGGAUUCAAGACCAUCCAAAUGGGUUGAGUAAGGAAGCAUUGGAAGACACCGAAUCAGUUAUUCCAAAGAAGAAUGUUUACUUUAUGUUUUCUGAAUUUACUGAAUCCCGUAACUUUUUCCUGUCUCUUCAACUUAAUAAUAUUCCUAAAGUAUUCCAUUUCCCACCAUCUACAAAUAAAAGACCAAACGAGUAUGUUAAUCAGUUCGAUGAAUACCAAUUCUAUCAAGGUGAUCAUAAAGUUUUAUUGACAUCUUGGUUAAACCAAAUUACUGGACACACUUUCAAUAUCUAUAUUCCACCUGAUUACACUAGAAUUGCCACGAAUGCCCUUAUUACAUUUGUUGUGGUAAUGUUAAUUAGAAAGUUCAAUGCCGAGUUCAUUAUGGUCGCCACAUCUAGAAUAUUAUGGAGCGGUAUUUCAUUAGUGGCUAUUUUAUUAUUGAUUUCUGGUUACAUGUUUAACCAAAUUCGUGGAGUUCCGUUCGUAAUGGAGCAUCAAGGUGGUAAAGUUGACUAUUUCAUACCUCAGCAGCAGAAUCAAUUAGGUGUUGAAACUCAAAUUAUGUCUUUUGUUUAUGGUUGCUUGAGUUUAUUGGUUGUGAUGUUAAUUAAAAGAGCACCUCAAAUUAAGAAUUCUCAUGUAAAAUUGAUUGCUGUUAUAGUUCUUAGCAUUUUAAUCUUUGUUUUAUACAGUGUUUUACUUUCAAUUUUUGGUAUAAAAGGAAUGGGCUACCCAUACAGAUUCAUAACGUUAUAA
Molecule: messenger RNA, 1023 nt
Organism: Debaryomyces hansenii CBS767
Lineage: Eukaryota; Fungi; Ascomycota; Pichiomycetes; Serinales; Debaryomycetaceae
Product: dolichyl-diphosphooligosaccharide--protein glycotransferase
Exons: 1
Coding region: 1-1023 (340 amino acids)
Cellular component (GO): oligosaccharyltransferase complex
Source: RefSeq, a predicted model, not a curated record